Alosa sapidissima (American shad) is the source of this 1406-nucleotide messenger RNA. RefSeq names its product retinol dehydrogenase 11-like. The record is from RefSeq and is a predicted model, not a curated record. The coding region runs from base 167 to 1165 and encodes 332 amino acids. The transcript has 7 exons. NCBI's taxonomy places the organism in Eukaryota, Metazoa, Chordata, Actinopteri, Clupeiformes, Clupeidae.
AUGUCAUCUGUUUACCUGCAGCUGGACAGGAAGAGAAAGUCCAACAGUAGAUUCUGUUCUGUGAGAGUAAAAGUGAGUGUUAGUAGCAACAAGCAGAAGUCAGACGCAAACUACAGUAUAUCCAGUUUCCUUGUAAUUGGUUUGGACUACUACACUGUCUGGGACAAUGGAUGACUACAUUUCCCAGAUGAAGCAGUUUGUGAAUGAGCAUGCAACUGGACUGACAAUUGUCACAGCUGUAGUUGCUGGGCUUUUCGCACUGCGCAGACAUAUGGCUGGUGGCGUAUGUCGCAGUAAAGCCCGACUGGAUGGCAAGACAGUGCUGAUCACUGGAGCAAAUACAGGGAUAGGGAAGGAGACAGCUGUGGACUUGGCCAGGAGAGGUGCGAGGGUGAUUCUGGCGUGUAGAGACAUGGUCCGGGCGAACCGUGCUGCGGAUGAGAUCCGGAAACGGAGCGGGAAUGGGAACGUGGUGGUGAAGCAGCUGGACCUGGCCUCCUUGAAAUCUGUGCGCGCACUAGCCGCUGAUGUGAAGGCCAGUGAGGAGCGUCUGGACAUUCUCAUCAACAAUGCAGGUAUCAUGAUGUGUCCAAAAUGGAAGACAGAGGACGGCUUUGAGAUGCAGUUUGGGGUGAACCACCUGGGUCAUUUCCUUCUGACCAACAGUCUGCUGGACCUGCUGAAGAAGUCGGCCCCCAGCCGAGUGGUCAACGUAUCCAGCCUGGCCCAUGAGAAUGGUAAAAUGCACUUUGAUGAUAUUCACCUGGAUAAAGACUAUGAUCCCAUAAUAAGCUACUGCCAGAGCAAGCUGGCCAACGUUCUUUUCACCAAAGAGUUGGCUAGGAGACUGUCAGGCACAGGUGUGACAGCGUACAGCCUCCACCCAGGUGCGAUCCGCACUGAGCUGGGACGGCACAUGACCCAGUCCAUGCCCCUCUGGAAGCUGAUGAUGUAUGCACCUAUGAUGCUGCUCUGGCCCCUCAUCAAGUCCCCGUGGGAGGGAGCGCAGACCACCAUCUACUGCGCUGUGGACGAGAGUCUGCAGAAUGUCAACGGCCUCUACUACAGUGACUGUGCCCCAAAGCAGGCAAAACUUCAGGCGUGCGACGAUGUUGCUGCCAUGAAACUCUGGGACAUCAGUGCCUCCAUGGUGAGACUGGCCUAAAAGAAGAAACUCCCUCUUUACCAACCACACACACAGAGACACACACAAACACUCCCCACUCCACACACAUCAUUUUUUUUUACUUUGAUGCCUUUGUUUAAUAUGACUUUUUAUUACAGAGGAUUUCUUGAUUUCUCAAGUGAUGCCAAUAAUUACAGAUAUAGUUUUGGUGUUGAACAUUACACAUGUAAGGGUUAUCUGUAAUGGAAUAAACAGACAAUGCAUCUCCUGGCAUGAUAAA